Ilex paraguariensis (yerba mate) is the source of this 522-nucleotide messenger RNA. NCBI's taxonomy places the organism in Eukaryota, Viridiplantae, Streptophyta, Magnoliopsida, Aquifoliales, Aquifoliaceae. The record is from the annotation of a GenBank genome assembly.
AUGGUGGUACUCUUCAUCCCUCUUCCUCUUGUGGCCCAAGCCUUGGGAGAAGUAGACACAGCCUUCAUCCAAGCCACCGAGCACCGCCCAAAACUCGCCAUUGUCGAAGCAGACGACAUUCCACUGAUUGAUCUCUCCGUUCUAAACUCCCCCAACUUGUCGAAGCCUGACACCGCAGCCACAAGACCUCUUAUAUUCGAGAUAGCUAAGGCCUGCAAGAACUGGUGUUUCUUCCAAGUGAUCAACCAUGGGGUGCCAUUAGAAUGGCGAAAAAACCUUGAGAUCACGACGAGGAAGUUAUUCGCUCUAUCAAAGGAGGAGAAGAAAAAGGUGAGGAGAGAUGAAGUGAACCCAUUGGGGUAUUAUGAUACUGAGCAUACCAAGAAUGUUAGAGACUGGAAAGAGGUGUUUGAUCUUAUCAUACAAAAUCCAACACUGUUUCUUGCUUCUCAUGAGCCUGAUGAUAAGGAGUUGAGAGAGUAUUUUAAUCAGUGGCCCGAUAAUCCACCAGAAUUGAGGUAA